Molecule: messenger RNA, 1221 nt
Organism: Paramecium primaurelia
Lineage: Eukaryota; Ciliophora; Oligohymenophorea; Peniculida; Parameciidae
Source: the annotation of a GenBank genome assembly
AUGAGAGUAUUGUUAAAUAUUUUAAAUAAUUCUUAUAGAUAUACUGAGGAAGGAGGUUGUAUCACCUUAGAAAUUAAAUUAGAUUAAUUGAAUAAGAUUACUUAUUUUUCUAUAACUGACAAUGGAUAAGGAAUUGAAGAAGAAUAAAUUAAAAAAUUAAAUUGUUAAUUGAAAUCUUUCGACAGCAUUACUUUUAACAAGUUAAAUAAAUAAUAAGAUAAGAAUCCUAAUAUAAAACUGGGAUUAAGUCUCUUUCUAACUAAUAAACUUAUUAAAUUAUUGAGUGGGGAUAACAGUUGUUUAUAAUUAAGAAUAUCAAAUAAUCAAUUAUUUUUUACAUUUUCAAUCAAUAAUAUUCAAGAAAUCCAAUCAGCAAGUUCACUUGGAAAAUCUAAACAUAAUAGUUUUGUAAAAUAAAAAUCAUUAAGAGGUUUAAAUAACAAAUUUAAUAGCUAAUCCAGUCCUAGAAUUUCCAAAUUUAAAUAAAAUUCAUAAAGAUAAAUCGAUAUUAAGAAUUAUAAUUCCUUAAGAUUGAUUUAUGAGUGUGAUAUUCAUAAUGAACCCUAACCUUAGGUUCCAUAUAAGAUUACUAUGCAUUAAAACAAUCAAAAAUUUCAUCAUCAAAGAUAAAGAAUUAAAACAACAAGAAAAUCUUUAGAAUCUUAAUUUAGAUCUAGAGCAACUAGUUUUAGAACUCAUAAGAUUGAACAAAUAAUUAGAUCAGAAUAAGUUUAAUAACAAUAACAAUAUAUUUAAAAUGAUGAAUAUAUAUUGAUAGUUGAUGAUGAACCUUUUAAUCAUGAAACUUUAUGUAUGAUGCUAAAAAAUAUGGGAUUUAAAAAUUUCUUAAAAGCCUUUAAUGGCUAGCAGUGUGUGGAUGUGGUUUUAUAAAAUCAUAAUAAAAUAUAUAUGAUUAUGAUGGAUAUUGAUAUGCCAAUAAUGAAUGGAAUUGAUACAACAAAAUAAUUAGAAAGAUUGAUAAGUAAUAAUAAAAUAUGUUAUAUUCCAAUUAUUGGAUGCACAGCCCAUGAAGACUAUGAAUCUCAUUUAUAAUGCUUUGAUGCUGGUAUGAUACAUGUUGUUGUUAAACCUGUAUUUAUUAAAUCAAUCUAAGAAGCAAUUAAUAAAGUCUCUGAACUUAAAUCAAAUGAAACUAUUAAAGAAGACUCAUCCUCUUAUGUUAUCAAUAAAAUACAAUCUUAAUCUUUGAAUUUUCAAUGA